This is a messenger RNA of Rhagoletis zephyria (snowberry fruit fly), 3678 nucleotides long. RefSeq names its product Immunoglobulin domain-containing protein beaten path VI (gene beat-VI). The record is from RefSeq and is a predicted model, not a curated record. Lineage: Eukaryota; Metazoa; Arthropoda; Insecta; Diptera; Tephritidae.
GGUUCAAGUCGCAGCUAGAUGCAAAGUUGCAGUGAAAUCGCCGCGUUUUAAAAAUUUAAACCACUACGAUAUCUCCUUUGCGAAAUUGUCUACAGUUCCAGUCCAGUUGCAAAGGCUAUGUGAACCAUUAACAAACCAACAAGAACAAAGAAUACCAAGCAUCAACUGUUGAUGUAAAUUUGAAGUCGACCGAACGAAACGAUAGAACGAGGAGCGGACAGAACGUUAACAAAAAGCGGUGCAAAACGUACGCAAUCACUAGCUCCCACCGCCACCCCAACUUAUUCGAGCACAGCUGCCAGUGGCUAGUGCAGUAACGACCACAGUUGCACCAUUGCUUGUUGGACUAGAGUUUUGAAAUUGUGUGCGCGUGUUUGAAGCAGCAGAAGCAAAAAGGAAAACAAGAAAACAGCGUUGCUCUCGUUUUCCAUUCCGGACAACAGACACCUCACCAAUACCCUCCGAACUCCUUCCUACUAACACAAAACCCAAAAAGCCACAAUGAGCAGAAGAGAGCGUUUAUUUCAUGAGUGGUUCAAUUUGUUCGCACUGAUCUGGAUGAUCAUCACAGACAUCUGUUUCAAUGCACACUGUUUGAAGGAUCUGAAGAUUUUCGUGCCGGAGGCGGUCAUCAUGGGCAAUGCAGCGACGCUUUCAUGUCAAUACGAUUUGGAGCAGGCUGCACUCUACUCAGUGCGCUGGUAUUUCGGCACCGAGGAAUUCUAUCGCUACGUGCCUAAGGAGUCACCGCCCACGUUGGUCUUUCCCGUGUCUGGCAUUAAUGUCGAUCUUGCGAAUUCAGAUGCCACCUCGGUGACGCUAAAGGGCGUCAAUCGCGAACUAACCGGCAACUACCAGUGCGAAGUGUCCGAAGAUGCUCCACUCUUCCACACCGACAUACGCGCCGCACACAUGCAGGUCAUCGAACUGCCCAACGAUGAGCCGGCCAUGCAGGUGGACAAGAAGGUCAUCACAGCGAAUGACAACUUCAAGGCCGUUUGCACAGUGGGACCGUCCUAUCCGCCAGCUAAUAUAACAUGGUACAUGAAUGGCCGCAAGAUCUACAAGACCCCCUUCCAGCGCAUUAAUCAUGUUGCCUUUGAAGGCUCUUCCACGUACUCUUCCCUCGAGAUCUAUCCACACAGUCAGGUGCUUCAGGGAUUUUUCCAAACGGUGCCCAAAUACCAAACGACGAGCAUUCUGCUGCUUUGCGAAGUCUCCAUACUGCAUGUCUUCCACAAGAACGUGCAACAACGCCUGCUGCUGAGCAUAGCGCCGCCCACCACCAUCUCGCCCAACCUGCUAGGCCUGGAGGGCUCGAAGCGCAUCAACGGCGAUCCAGACAAUUCGGCGCUCACUGGCGGCGGCGGGAGCAGUGGCAGCAGCUGCAGCAGCAAGAAGCGGAUAGGCGUAACCGCGGUCAUUGGCUUGGCAUUCGCUUUGCUGGCGGUGGGCGUAUGCCACGGCGGCAUGAUGGGCGAUCUCACAGGCCAUGGAAUCCAGCUAAUAAUAUUAGCUGCUGGCAUGCGUCCAGCGGUGGCGGGGAGUUUGUUGGUGAGUCAGACAGCGUUCGCUGCGUGGGAAAAGGCAUCGAUGGAGGUGGAGGUGGCAGCAACAGCAGCAGCAGCAGCAUCAGCAGCCGCUGCUGGACGGCAAACAAGGCGCCAGCUGUGACCUCGUAGCGGCGCAUAAAUUAGUGACAACCUCAGUGAUGGCAAACAAAAAAGCAACGACUGCUAAGCAAAUAGCAGCCGACGCAGCAGCCAGAAAAACUGCAGCUACGAGGGGAUGAUGGACAUACCAAUACGGCAUGCAAACUAUACCAGUAGAAAAGCAUUAAAUUACAGCAACAAAAAAACCGCAACAAAACCAAAUAAACUACAAAAUAGUAAAGGUUGGUUUUGCACAUAAAAUGAAAUUUGUGAAAAGAAGAAAUAAAUUAAAUUGAAUAUCUAUAACAUGAACUAAAAAUUGCAACACAAAAAAAAAAUCAAAAACUGAUAAACGAAUUACUUGAAUAAUGUAAAAAUAAUAAUAAUUAAAUUAAUUGAAAUAUUGGAUGGCAACAAUAAAGGCAAACCGCUACAAAAACAAAUACUGCAAUGACAUGCAUUAUGUAUAAGCAAAAACAGAAAACAAAAAAAAAAACAAAAAUUACAAAAAAUAACUGCAAACAAAUAAAAGCAUAAAUAAAUAGAGUAAAUAAGGAAACACAAAUUCGAAAUACUAAUUAAAUGCAAAUUACAUUUUUAAGCAGCAAACUGAACGCAUAUUGAGUGUAUCAUAAAAUGCAAACGUGGCGAAAACAAAAAGCGAAAGAAAUUAAUAAAAUAAAUUUUAAAUGUGUUAGUGCGAAAAGCAGCCCCAAAUGCAAAUUAAAAAGCGCAAAAUAUGCCACCAAUGUAAUGUAUUUGCAUACAUACGUACGUAAAAGUAUUUUAGCGGGUAUUAGAAUCAAAAUUGGUCUAAGUAGUUGUAAGGCUUCCGAAAAUCGCGAACUAAAAAUUUAGUUUUGCAUACGCUGAGGCUAAAAUUUACAAUUUUACUUGAAAAAUAUUUCAAAAUGGCAGGCUGCGACUUCUCACGUUGCGUGUUACGUACAUACAUACCUAUGUAUAAGAAGACUGCUUAAUGAUGCGUUGAUGUAAACCAUUUUCUUUUUUUUUUAAUUUGUUUAUAUUAAGCUUCCAAACCGGUGUCCACCGAUUUUUUUAGAUAUCUAUAGGCGGCUUUUUUGAAACUUUGAUUUUUCAAAUAUCGAAUAAACCGCAUUUUUUCGAACAAACCGGGUCUUUUUUUUAAAUUCUUACAAAUUUUGACCUCUCAAAAAAAGCUUUCAGUUUUUCGUAGUUUCAAGGUUUGUUCCGGUUUAAGAGAAACCCCUAAAUACUGAGUUUUAAAAUUAUAUCCUAGGUCAUUUGGAGAUGAAUACGAUCGUAACAGGAUACUAGUCAGUAUCGUGGCAAGAUAACAGGAGGUAGGAUGUCCCUAACUAGCCGCAAAGUCGUACCGAAAAGGUUCCGAAAUGAUCCAAAAUAGGUCCCAUAAUAUAGCAACGAGCUGUGUUGUUGGAACAGCUGAUUAGAAUUGUUGUGAUUAGUACUACUUUUGAAUUCGUCUUUAUUUACUCGUGACGGGUUAACCUACCGAGAGUAAAGAAUAAACAUCAAAAAGUAUUAUCAGUAUUAGGGCUUAAUGAUCUGUUGUCCCAACUCUUAACCCACGAUCACUUGCGUACAUACAUUCCACCACUUAUAAUUUUGGUUAUACGUAUUUGUUUUCUUAAUUAGAGAAUCCUUACACCAGGCUGAGUUCCAUACAGGCACCGUUGGGCUCUGCAUCUCGCAAGAGUACCAAUUCUUUUAUUUCCUUCAAAGCCUCCAUAAUCUGGCUCACACUACAAGGUAAACUUGCUAUGGGUUCCUAGUUUGUUCAGUACAUUAUUGCGACUUUUUAUGUAUUAUAGCUCAACCAGCCACCAACGGAGCGCCCUUCGGUACUUGCCGUCCGUAUCCAUAAUUCAAUAAUUAACCCUCUAAUGGCCAAGCCUGCCUCUUGGCCGUUUCACAAAAAUCGCACUGGCGGCAAAUGUAACCGAUUUUAUAUUAAACACGAUUUUUUACAAUAGCUAAUGGAUACGGAAAAAUAUUUGCAAAAGCUUUGCAAGCUUUCAAAAGC